UUCCAAAAGAGCAUGAAAAUUAAUUGCAAACAUAACCUUCAACAUUGAAUCUAAGCAAUUUUUACAAAGUUCAUACGAAAUUUGUUUAAUUAAAGUUUGUAUCUAAUUUCAAAAGUUUCUAUAAAAACUAACUAUUAAAUAACUACAAACAAACGCUUUUUGCAAUUAAAAAAAAAAAAGUAUAAAAAAUCAUUCAAAAUGUCUAGGACUGAAGAACUUCAAUCCGACAUAGACGAUCUCAAUUCGCUUCUUCAACAAGCAAAACGACAAAAGUCGAAAGAUCUCAUUGGAAUUGAAAUAAGACGACUACAAACUGAACUUGAUACUUUAAUAAAUAAAAAUGAAAUCAAAGUAACAUCAACAUUAGUUCAACAAUCUGGUCCAAAAAUUUAUGAAGUCAAAUUAAACAAUUAUGGCUGGGAUCAAACUGAUAAAUUUAUGAAGAUUUAUGUAACAUUAAAAAAUGUUCAUUCACUUCCAAAGGAGUCAAUUAUUUGUAAUUUCACCGAAUGUUCAAUGAAUCUUCAAGUACUUGGACUUGAUAAUAAAAAUUAUCAUCUACCAAUUAUAAAUCUUUGCGAAAAAAUUGACAUCGAAAAAAGUAAUUUCAAAAUAAAAACCGAUCUCAUUAUCAUUUCAUUGGCAAAAAAAUCACCUGGUAAUUGGUCACACGUAACUGGUGUUGAAAAAAGAAUCAAAGAAUUAAAAAAACCUCUAGUUCCAGAAGGUCAAGAAGAUGAUUUAAAAGAUCCAAGUUCAAGUUUAAUGACAAUGAUGAAAAAAAUGUAUCAAGAGGGCGAUGAGGAUAUGAAAAAAACCAUUGCCAAAGCAUGGUGCGAGAGUCAAGAUAAAAAAAAUUCUCUUGGUGAUAAUAUGAUUUAAUUUUUUUUUUUUUUUUAUCUAUUUCUUAAGUUUGUAUUACAUUAUAAAUAAUAAUUUUUUUUUUUAACAUUAUGUUUUGUAUUGUAAAAAAAAGCGAUAAAGUAAAAGUGAGUUAAUUAGUAAUA
Molecule: messenger RNA, 1007 nt
Organism: Leptopilina boulardi
Lineage: Eukaryota; Metazoa; Arthropoda; Insecta; Hymenoptera; Figitidae
Product: calcyclin-binding protein
Exons: 2
Coding region: 199-882 (227 amino acids)
Biological process (GO): heart development
Cellular component (GO): nucleus
Molecular function (GO): tubulin binding; ubiquitin protein ligase binding; S100 protein binding
Source: RefSeq, a predicted model, not a curated record